AGAAACUGACUAUCAGAUUCCUUGUGGUAGUCUUUUACCAAGUGGAGUAGAUCUUAAUCAAGUUACUAUACUUCCAAAUGAUGAAUGGAAUAGAAUUCAAAAUAGCCUUGACAAGAUGAGUAGAAAAGCAGCACAGCUUCGUGCUGAAAAGAAGGCAAAGAAAGAUAUGCAUUUAAAGUCCCAAGAAAUGAUGAAACAUUGGGCCAAUACUUAUGCAGGGAUGAGAAAACAGAAACUUGAAGCUAAAGUGUUGCGUGAACAAAAUGAAGAAAAAGAAAAACAAAAAAUUGACAUGGAAGAAGCAUUAUAUAGAGCACAAGAAAGAAAAAAGGCCAUUGAAAGUGCAAAAAUCUCUCACUUUUACCAGACAGAUAGAGUGAAAACUUUCCAUAGGGCACUUCUUCUUACUAAAGUUCUGAAAGAGCGAGAUGCUCAGGUUCAGUUCCAGAAGAGCAAGAUGAAAACAGAUGCAAAGUGGGAGGACCAGUUGAAGCGAAAUAUUGAAAAAGCUUUGGAAGAGGAAAUUGAAAAAGAGGAGAAACGUCACAAUGACAGAGUGGCGCUUGCAAAUGAUCAUCUUAAACAAAUGAAGGAGCGAUACGAGGUAGAAGAACAAAGGAAAAGAGAAGAAGAAAAAGAUGCCCAAGAAAUAGAAAGACAGUCAAAGUUGUAUGAAGUAGAACUAGCAAAGAGAAAGGAAAAGAAAGAAGAAAAGAUGCUUGAAUGCCAAAAAAUGCAUCUUGAAACCAUGGAAAAUAAAAGUGUAAUCAGAGCAAUAGAGCAACAAGAAGAAGAGGAGGAAGAUGAAAAAAUUAGAAGAUUCAUCAUUGCAAAGAAGGCUCUGGCAAAUAUUAAAAAAGAAAAGGAUGCUGAAACAUUCAAGCUGAUGGAAGAACGUAAAGAGAGAAUUUUUAACUUCCUGAAUGAACUUAAUAGACAGAAACUUGUCAAUGAAGAUGAUGUUAUUGCCAGAGAUAAAGCAGAAGCUGAUGAUGAAUAUGAACAGGCUGAAAAUGAAAAAGAAGAAAAAAGAAAGACACGGAUAAGAGAGAUUGAAGAAUAUAGAUCUGAAGUGUUGAGAAAUAAAGAGGAACAAAAAAGGCAAAAUCAAAAAGAAUCUCAAGAAACCCUGCAAUCUCUUGUAAACGCAGAUAAUUUGUUUAAGGAACACCAGCAGGAAAAAAAACAAAGACGUGGUGAUGACAACAGGACAGUGCAAUCAUUCAUCAUUCAUCAAAUAGCUGAAAAGAAGGUUAAUUCAAAGGAAGAAUUGGAAGAUAAUUUGGAGUAUGACAGGGAGACUGAAGAUCUUGCGAAUGAGAAGGAGAAGGAAUUUAAACUAUAUGCUAGAGAAGUCAUUGAAGAGGAAUCAAAGUCAGCAAAAAAUGUUUAUCCUCUAGAACAAGCUGUAAAAUUAGGUCCUGGAGGUGGUCAAGGAAUACCUUUUGAAGAGAGAGGUGGAAUCAGGCCCAGUUAUCAGUCUAGGGAUUUCUAUGGAACCCAGCUCCCCAGUUAUGCCUCUAGGAGAGAAAUGAAAUAUGAUAGUCUUGAAAAAACAAAAGCAAGACUAGGUUUUACAUGGUAGAAAACAAAUUUUAUUUUUUCAUUUUAAAAAGGACUUUGUCUCAAAAUUUUAAUGCAGCUAACAGACAUGUUUUCAUCGCGUAUGUCAUUGAAUUACA
Molecule: messenger RNA, 1682 nt
Organism: Gracilinanus agilis (Agile Gracile Mouse Opossum)
Lineage: Eukaryota; Metazoa; Chordata; Mammalia; Didelphimorphia; Didelphidae
Gene: CFAP210
Product: cilia and flagella associated protein 210
Exons: 8
Coding region: 116-1585 (489 amino acids)
Source: RefSeq, a predicted model, not a curated record